AUGGCACAUGCAUUUGCUAUCUCACCUGAGAAACGUGCCAGUCGCAGCAGCUUCAUCUGGCGGCAGCUCUUUGUCACACCACCACCCGUCUCAUCCGAUGAAGUCAACCUGGAGGGGAGAACAGCACUUGUUACUGGUGCUACUGGUGGAAUAGGCCUCGAGAUUACACGCCAGCUGCUGGGCCUUGGAUGCAGGGUCAUUAUGGGUGUUCGAGAUGAGCGCAAAGGAGAGGCAGUUCGUAAGGAUCUAAUCCAGGAAGGCAACCUCAACGAUGAAAAGGUACAGGUUUGGAAAUUAGACCUCUUAUCAUAUCAGUCAAUUAUUGCAUUUGCUGCCAAUGCAAAGAACCUCGACGACCUGAACAUCGCCAUUCUCAACGCAGGUAUCUACAAAGUAUCAGAGGCUUUCAGCCCGACAGGGUAUGAGGAAGGAAUGCAAAUCAACUACCUAUCAAACAUCCUCCUACUCAUCUCACUACUACCCAUCAUCAAGAAGAAUGCACCCGCGGGUGAGACUGGUCACAUCUGCCUCGUGUCAUCCGACACAGCCGCCUGGGCCAAGUUCGAGGAGAGAACCUCGACACCCCUCCUGCCCGCAUUCAAGAGGCCUAUGAAGACAUGGGACAUGGCCGAGCGCUAUGGGACAACGAAACUCCUUGGCCAGCUAUUUCUCACCGCCUUAUCGAAGCGCGUUUCUUCAGUUACACUGUGCUGCGUGAACCCAGGGCUUUGCGGGGGUGGCUCAGACCUUGCUCGUGAAGCGAAAGGCAUACUUCGGUUUGCGCACAAGAUACAGUGUCUUGUGCUUAGUCGAACAUGUGAUGUCGGUGCUCGUACAAUUGUGCACUCGGUUACGACGCUACAUAGGCAAGCACAUGGUCACUAUAUCGAGGGCGUAUUAGAUUAG
Molecule: messenger RNA, 906 nt
Organism: Fusarium verticillioides 7600
Lineage: Eukaryota; Fungi; Ascomycota; Sordariomycetes; Hypocreales; Nectriaceae
Exons: 1
Coding region: 1-906 (301 amino acids)
Source: RefSeq, a predicted model, not a curated record